Pseudoliparis swirei is the source of this 1577-nucleotide messenger RNA. It is a transcript of the gene rragd, whose product is annotated as ras-related GTP binding D. Gene Ontology annotation, molecular function: GTPase activity; GTP binding. Bases 1 to 1197 code for a protein of 398 amino acids. NCBI's taxonomy places the organism in Eukaryota, Metazoa, Chordata, Actinopteri, Perciformes, Liparidae. The transcript is spliced from 8 exons. Gene Ontology annotation, cellular component: lysosome; nucleus; Gtr1-Gtr2 GTPase complex. The record is from RefSeq and is a predicted model, not a curated record. Gene Ontology annotation, biological process: positive regulation of TOR signaling; cellular response to starvation; regulation of autophagy.
AUGGCUCCCACGGAUCAGCCGCGGCCGGCAGUGGGAGCGAGAGGGGGCGGGGAGCAGGACUGCGCGGCGGAGGGAUACUACGACGACGAGGACGACCUGGAGGCGUUUUCAGACGCCGAGCCGGGCUGUGAGGACGGAGUGUUGGGCUUCAGCGACCCUCUGAACGGAGAGGUCAAACCUCGCAUCCUGCUGAUGGGCCUGAGGAGGAGUGGGAAGUCCUCCAUCCAGAAGGUGGUUUUCCAUAAGAUGUCGCCCAACGAGACCCUGUUCCUGGAGAGCACCAACAAGAUCUGCAGAGAGGACGUGUCCAGCAGCUCCUUCGUCAGCUUCCAGAUCUGGGACUUCCCCUGCCAGAUCGACUUCUUCGACCCCACCUUCGACUACGAGAUGAUCUUCAGGGGCACCGGAGCGCUGAUCUUCGUCAUCGACUCUCAGGACGACUACGUGGAGGCUCUGGUCCGGCUCCACCUCACCGUGACCCGGGCCUACCAGGUCAACCCGGAGAUCAACUUCGAGGUGUUCAUCCACAAAGUGGACGGCCUGUCGGACGACCAGAAGAUCGAGAAGCGGCGGGACAUUCACAAGCGGGCCAACGACGACCUGGCCGACGCCGGCCUGGAGCGCAUCCACCUGAGCUUCUACCUGACCAGCAUCUACGACCACUCCAUCUUCGAGGCUUUCAGUAAAGUGGUCCAGAAGCUGAUUCCACAGCUGCCCACGCUGGAGAACCUGCUGAACAUCUUCAUAUCUAACUCGGGCAUCGAGAAGGCCUUCCUGUUCGACGUGGUCAGUAAGAUCUACAUCGCCACGGACAGCAGUCCGGUGGACAUGCAGACGUACGAGCUGUGCUGCGACAUGAUCGACGUGGUCAUCGACAUCUCCUGCAUCUACGGUGUGACGGACGGUGAAGCCGCUCUGCCCUACGACCAGGAGUCCAUGGCCAUCAUCCACCUGAACAACACCACCGUCAUGUACCUCAAGGAGGUCACCCAGUUCCUCGCCAUGGUCUGCUUCGUGCGCAAGGAAAGCUUUGAGAGAAAAGGGCUGAUCGACUACAACUUCCACUGCUUCAAGAAAGCCAUCCAGGAGGUGUUCGACGUCCGGGUCAAGCUUCAGCAGAACCGCAAGCUCCUCAGUCAGAGGAGGUGGAGCAAGCUGACCGCGGCCAACGGGGCGGGGCUUAACAACCCCCACUGAGACCCGAUGACGUCACGCCGCACCGGGGACACGACUCUGAACGCCAGAAGAGCUGAGUGGAGUUGAGCUCCAGUCCCACUGCAGCGAGAACCACAGAGCGGACACAGGGCUGUGAUCAAAGAGGACGCUCUGAUUCCUUCAGCCAAUCGGAGUCCGUACACUGCAGCCCACGUCACCUGUUUGAACAGGUGGGCCGGAGGGGAGGGGCCUCUGGGGUCUGGGGGCCCGGUGUGUACACCUCCUUUUCACAUUCAUACCAGCACAAUUUCACCUGAAGCAAAAGUAAUGAUUUAAACGGGUGUAACUUUUAGAUAAAGACUAAAUCUAAUCUAACUAAGUUCAAUAUAUCUGACAAUUAAAUAUAAAUAUAUAUCAGUUCA